Molecule: messenger RNA, 2020 nt
Organism: Stylophora pistillata
Lineage: Eukaryota; Metazoa; Cnidaria; Anthozoa; Scleractinia; Pocilloporidae
Product: dolichyl pyrophosphate Glc1Man9GlcNAc2 alpha-1,3-glucosyltransferase
Biological process (GO): protein N-linked glycosylation; dolichol-linked oligosaccharide biosynthetic process
Cellular component (GO): endoplasmic reticulum membrane
Molecular function (GO): dolichyl pyrophosphate Glc1Man9GlcNAc2 alpha-1,3-glucosyltransferase activity
Source: RefSeq, a predicted model, not a curated record
CAGUUCAAUCACAUCUUCGUACACAUUCAUUUGGUUUAAAAGAUACCUGUGUAUUUGAUGUGGUGGUGUAGCAUUCAUCUACAAUUGUCUUACUACUUGUCCAGGGAAGUGAAAGAUUAGGAAGGGAAGGGAAGGGAAGAAAGUACUCAUUUAAAAUUUUGGCCAAUAAGAAGGGAACUUUUAGUAGGGCAGUUUCUCUCUCAUUAAAAUAGAUUAAAAGAACUUUUUAAAGCAGUCUUUUAAACUCUGUUAAACUAUUGUGAAUUUCAAGCAAUCUUUGGCAGUAUAAGAGAUACUACGGGUGGUAAAUUUUAACAGUUACUGCCUGAAAAGGUCAACACUGCAAGGAGAUACUUAUUCAAGGAGCCAAUAUGUCAUCCUUUGUCUGAAACAUCAGAGUGGACCCUUGAUUAUCCGCCAUUGUUUGCCUGGUUUGAGUAUUUGUUAUCACAAGUAGCUGCCCUGGUUGAUCCCAAGAUGGUGAUUAUAAGCAAGUUAGCAUAUAAAAGUCUUCCAGCUGUUCUGUUCCAGAGAGGAUCUGUUAUGUUUACGGACUUGCUGCUGGCUUAUGCAGUGAAGGAGUAUUGUAGCUAUCUUGCUAAGAAGUCUUCUGUUCCUGUACGCAACUGUCUGAUCUUGGCAAUUUUGGUCAUUUUUAAUUUUGGACUUCUAAUAGUGGAUCACAUUCAUUUCCAAUACAACGGGUUCUUGUUUGGUAUUCUGCUUCUCUCUAUAACAAAGUUGUCAGAGGGACGUGCAUUGGAAGGCUCUUUUUGGUUUGCAGUUCUGCUGAAUUUCAAACACAUCUUUCUCUACGUAGCCCCAGCAUACUUUGUUUUCCUAUUGCGGUCUUACUGUUUCCAACCAUCUGCGACUGAAAAGAAAGAAAAACAGUUGAGAAUUUUUGAUGUAAAUAUUUGGGAUUUUUCCCCUUUGAAGUUGAUGAGACUUGGUGUCGUAGUUGUUUUGGUAUUCAGUCUUUCGUUUGGACCAUUCAUAGCUAUGGGUCAGUUACCCCAGGUGCUAUCAAGACUCUUUCCUUUCAAACGAGGUUUAUGCCACGCCUACUGGGCUCCAAAUUUCUGGGCUUUGUACAAUGCACUGGAUAAGGCUGUAGCUAUUUUUGGUUCAAAAGCUGGAAUCUUGUCCAAAGAUGCCAUCAAAAGUAAAGCUUCCAUGACAGGUGGUUUGGUUGGUCAGUCUGAGCACUUGAUUCUUCCAUCAGUUCCUCCAGUUGUUACAAUGAUUCUAACACUUCUGUCUGUGAUGCCUGCUCUGUGGCAUGUCUGGUUUAGACCGUCAGGCAUCACUGGAUUUCUCCGUUGUCUCGUUCUUUGUGCCUUUGGUUCCUUCUUGUUCGGUUGGCAUGUGCACGAAAAAGCCAUCUUGAUGGUUAUUGUUCCUCUCAGCUUAUUGGCUGUUGUUGAAAGACGAGCUGCACGAGUUUUUCUCUUGCUGAGUACAACAGGCCAUCUGUCACUGUUUCCUCUGCUGUUCCAGUCACAAGAAACUCCCAUAAAAGUCUUUCUCAUGCUGAUGUUCACAAUUUUUUCGUUCUAUUCUCUAUGUCUAGUUCACUGCGGAGAAUCUUCCGAAAACUCGUCCACAUCGGAUCUUUUCAAAUUACCCAUUGUUGAUUGGUAUGAAGCAUGUUACCUGUAUGGUUUAGUCGUCUUGGAACUCUACUGCAGUGCCAUUCAUCCUUUUACUGCCCUUGCCGGAAAGCUGCCCUUUUUACCGCUCAUGCUUACGUCGAUGUAUUGUGCUGUGGGUGUGAUUUGGGCGUGGAUCUUAUUUUACGCGGACACGUUGGCGAGCCCGCUGAUUAAUAGGACAGCGGUGUCAACUGUAAGAGCAACGUCUGCCAAGAAGAAAGAGUGAAAUGCUGCUUUAAUUUAUAGGAAGGUAAAGAGAUUCUGAAGAUAAACUAUAAUAGGCUAGUUUAAGAAGGUAAUUUUGUCACACAAAAUUGUGGGUUUUGAAAACAAUCCAAUUCACAAUAAAAUUUUAAUACAGCGUU